Molecule: messenger RNA, 372 nt
Organism: Histoplasma capsulatum G186AR
Lineage: Eukaryota; Fungi; Ascomycota; Eurotiomycetes; Onygenales; Ajellomycetaceae
Exons: 2
Coding region: 1-372 (123 amino acids)
Source: RefSeq, a predicted model, not a curated record
AUGUUCCAAAGCCCUGAUAAUCCAACACCAAAAACACUCGAGAAACCUGUCCUCCCUGAUAACUACGACUCCCUUGGCCCAGAUGAACUCCACAGACGCAGAGUGCUAUUUUAUCUUUACAUGCUGUUUGAUAGUGGCUUAAACGAACGGCACCUGUCAGGAAUGAGAGACCCUCAUGUUCUCCUAACACAACACCUGGGUGGCGCAAACCAUAUACUGGUUGAGAAGUCUGACAUGGUUGUCCAGCAGAUUUAUGCCUUCAAAAUUGACCACAAGCGGAAAUCGGACAGGAUGAGGUUUACCAUAUCUUCUCGUCCACGCGGAUUCCUUUUAUCCUAUAGAAACCAGAUAGUCCUUCGGAGAUUUCCCUAG